This is a messenger RNA of Nerophis lumbriciformis (worm pipefish), 3026 nucleotides long. RefSeq names its product murine retrovirus integration site 1 homolog (gene irag1). The record is from RefSeq and is a predicted model, not a curated record. NCBI's taxonomy places the organism in Eukaryota, Metazoa, Chordata, Actinopteri, Syngnathiformes, Syngnathidae.
AAAAAGACAGGCAACAGAGGGGAUGGGAGAAGGAAGUGGAGACGAAGAAGCUGGAGACAUAUUCUGAGAAAAGGCAGAGUGUGGUGACAGUCGGUGUGAGCGGAGCGCGGGAACCGGAGCUGGACGCAGGUCCAAAAUAAGGUGCAACAGAGAGAAAGAACACUUUUUCACCAAAACGCCAAAGACGACUGCACUGCUGAGGGUGCAUUUGUUUUCCCCCUCACCCGCUCCCGCCCCUGCCUGCUCCCUACCAUGCCCACACUGCCUGAGGAAGAGGAAGACUCCCCAGAGGAGUUGGACAGUUCUUCAAGCUCUCCCAGUACAUGUCCAGCUGGUGAGAGUGUAGCUGUAGAAAUGACUGGUCCCACGAUCAUCUACCCACAGCAGGCUUCCAUUGUCCAACAAGAUGGACGUCCUCUACAGCAGGCCAGGCCACACAGUCCCAGAUGUCGUCUGGCCAGAAACUCCACGGGAGGACCAAUCACCACAGUUGACAGUACAGGUCAUGUGAUCGAUCUGGUGAAGGAUAAGCUGCCGGAGAUGCAGCUCUCUGAGGAGGAUCGCCAGAAGAAUCUGGAGCUUCUGGAACAAGCCAAAAAGGUCAGCGACCGCUUCCUCAUGCGCCGAGGCCGCCGUUCUACCAGCAGCCUUUCCGACUCUCCCACAGUUUUGGGAUUCCCUGAUGUGAACUGCAGCUCACAGUCUGUUAGUCAGCAUCUGGAUGUUGCCUCAGUCAGAGGACAAACGGAUGCGCCGACUCAGGAUCAGGAGGGCAGCAGACUGGUGAUAGACUGGAAGCUCACAGAGAAGAGAAAAGUCUCUUCUGGGACAUUAACGCCACGUUAUGCCAUUCCAAAAGAACCCUGUGAACCCAAAAGUCCCCAAGGAACCAAUAAAAGCGAUGAAGGAGCCGGCUCAGGGCGAAAUUCCAACCAGGCCCCGGCCACAGGGGUCGCCAAGCCCGUCCCCCGGCCCCCGACGCAACAGGCCCCCUGCACAGCCGAGAUAAAGACCAUUGGAGCCUUUCCACCACUAAUGAGGGCUGUUUCCUGGGAUGCUGUUGGAGGCAAUAACCCCAGAAACGGAGCAGAGGACACAAACUCGGACAAAGCCAGAGAUGGCGUCUUUAAAUCCUCAGGUCUCAAGGAGCUUACGAUGCCCAAACUGUCUAAAUUCAGAGAGGAGCACAAGCUGAUGCGUAACCAAAGCAUAGGCGGAUCCAAGUUACCGGAAUUGAGUGAAGCUGUGGAACAGGAAAAAGGACCUGCUUCCUCUUCACACUCGACAACCAGCAGCGAUGAAGCCAAGUCUGACGCCAUGCCAAACAUCUCUGACGUCAUGUUAAGAAAACUCAAACUUCACCGUGGCCUCCCAGGCUGUCCACCUCCGCUCACGGAAAAGGAAGUUGAGAAUGCAUUCGUCCAACUAUCACUGGCUUUUCGUAACGACAACUACACUCUGGAGACCCGCCUCAAACAGGCAGAGAGGGAGAGGAACCUGACUGAGGAAGAUACACAGAAAGAACUUGAAGAAUUCAAAGGCGCACUGAAGAUGACUGCCCCACAGUGGCAGAACCUGGAACAGCGGGAGGCCUACCAGCGGAUCAUAGAGACGGUCGCAGUGCUGCACCGGCUGGCCACUCGCCUCUCAAGCAGAUCAGAAAUAGUUGGAGCAGUUCGACAGGAAAAACGCAUGAGCAAGGCUACCGAGGUCAUGAUGCAAUAUGUCGAAAAUCUCAGGAGGACGUAUGAGAAAGACCACGCUGAGCUGAUGGAGUUUAAGAAGCUGGCCAACCAGAACUCCAAUCGCUCCUAUGGAGGGUCUGUAGAAACUGGAGAUGAUGGAGUUCCUCGGCCAUCAAGAUCUAUGUCGCUCACUCUUGGAAAGGCGCUGCCCAGGCGCAGAGUGAGUGUUGCUGUGGUGCCUAAGUUUAACCUCCUGAACAUCCCGGGUCAGACGCUACCCAUAGUCGGCCCCAACAUGCCAUUAGCUUCCAUUCCUGGUGUCGCUCUUCCUGCCUUGAAUGAAGUGAAUGAUGCGAAAGGAAACUCAUCACCAGAUUCCACACAACAGACGCCAACUGAGUGUGGAAAGAGCCUGACGGAGCAGGAAGGCGAGGCAGCCAAGCCUGCAGUCAACCUAGAGGAAAUCAGAGCUGAGAUCAGGGCAGAGCUCAAGGCAAAGCUGGAGGAAGAGGCGUACAAUAAAGGCUACCAAGAAGGACUAAAGCAAAACAAAGCCAUCCAGGAAGAAAAGAAAGUGGAGGAAGCCGCAGAGAAGUUGUUGGAAUCCAAAAUUAGGGAUGAAGAAAGUGGAAAAAAGAUGGAAACAAACAGGAGGAUGGAGGAAGUCAUGGUUCUUCUGUGCCGCAUCUGCCCCAAAAUUCCAUGGAGUAAACGACUUCUCUGGGUGGUCCUGCUGGUUUUUCUGGUUAUGUGUUUGGUUAUCAGCAUUUUCAGCUUCUUCAGUGACUACUACAACAGGCGUGAGGACACUUAAAAACAAAAGUCAAGGCAAAAACACAAUGUUUGAGCCAAAGAAUUGUUGUUUCCGUUGAUGUAUGAAUCCAUGACACAGUAGCUUUGACAAGGAGGGAUAGAAAUAACUAAACACAAGAGUUACUACUGUUACUUAUAGGGACCAAAUACAGUUCUGGUACUUGUGAAUACGAUGACUAUAGCACUCUUGAUAUAAAGUACUGCAGUAGAUAACAGUAUGUCUCAGGUCCAAUAAUAUAUAAAAAGACUCUGACUUAUCACCAGCUGAUUUAAAGCUAUAGAACAUCAGUUUUUCAUAUUAUUUAUAUAUUAUGUAUUUGAAACAUUUCAAAAUACAGAAUAGUUUUAUAGACUGCAAUAUUUCCUUCCAAUCUGUUUUGGAUUUGGGCCAUUUUGGAUUGCAUCUUCAGAGCACUGAGAGAUGUUGCACUCAGUUUAUUUAUAUACAAUAUCGUCUUUCUCACACGCGUGUCUACUUGUGCUGUCAACUCUGCAGAGAUUCGCUCUGACACUUCACCUUGAAAUAAA